Carya illinoinensis is the source of this 1508-nucleotide messenger RNA. Its product is annotated as bZIP transcription factor 12-like. Lineage: Eukaryota; Viridiplantae; Streptophyta; Magnoliopsida; Fagales; Juglandaceae. Gene Ontology annotation, biological process: positive regulation of DNA-templated transcription. The coding region runs from base 214 to 1104 and encodes 296 amino acids. The record is from RefSeq and is a predicted model, not a curated record. The transcript is spliced from 4 exons. Gene Ontology annotation, molecular function: DNA-binding transcription factor activity. Gene Ontology annotation, cellular component: nucleus.
AGAAUAGCUCAUCCUAGAAUAAACCCCAAGAAAAGCGCAACAAUCCGCACCGCCUCCCUGAAUUCACACACACACACACGUACACACACAGAGAAGACAGCGAGAGUGAGGAGAGAGAGAGGUGUUGCAGAAGAAAGGAGUGUCCGAAGAAAUCUCUCUCAGAUUGGGAAAAAAAAGGAUAAAGGGAAUCUGGGAAGCCCUAGAAAUCCGGGCAUGGCCUCGUCGAAGCUGGUAACCACCAAUCCCGAUCUGCCACGCCAGUCCUCUAUUUGUUCCCUCUCUACCAUGCUCGCCGAUCUUCAACAACAACAACAACAUCAACAAAACCCUUCAUCCUCCUCUAAGGCCUUUGGCGCCUCCAUGAGCAUGGACGACCUCUUGAAGAACCUUUACUCCGACCAGACCCCAAACCAGCUCCCACUCGAUGGUUCUUCUUCGAUCUCUCCCCAGGGGAGCUUCUCCCAGCCCAAGGAGCUCGGAGACAAGACGGUGGACGACGUCUGGAAAGAGAUCGUGGCCGGCAACGAUAAUCAGAGGCAAGCGGGUGCAGAGGAAGCAGGGAACGACGCUGCUUCUGGUCAGCUUGAGGAGAUGACUCUGGAGGACUUCUUGACCAAAACCGGGGCGGUAAGGGAGGAGGACGUCAGAAGCGGAGCGGUGGUUCCGGGCCCUGGGGGUUAUGGUGUCGACUCUUCCGCCGCAGUGGCCAUGAACGGUGGUCAGUUCGCUCUGCAGGGGGUGGAGGUGGGACAUGCACUGGUGCCGUUUGACGGUAGAGUUGUUGUUGGAGGAGCAGUAGGAGGGGGGAGGGGAAAGAGAAGGGCAGUUGAGGAGCCGGUGGUCGAUAAGGCCACGCAGCAGAGGCAGAGACGUAUGAUCAAAAACCGAGAGUCAGCUGCCAGGUCCAGGGAACGCAAGCAGGCUUACACAGUUGAGCUAGAAUCUCUGGUGACCCAGCUGGAGGAGGAGAAAGCACGGCUUUUAAGAGAAGAGGCUUCCCAAAACAAGGAGAGAUUCAAGCAGCUCAUGCAGAACCUCAUUCCAGUUGUGGAGAAGCGAAGACCGCCACGCACUCUUCGGAGAGUCAAUUCUGUGCACUGGUAGAUAUACUUUUCUAAUUUAUGGUCUGUAAUAACAGGGGGAGAAGGUGAGUGGUGUCUGUGGCCUGUUAUUGAAGCUUCGGACAGGGAAUGGACGGAGCAAGGAGACCACUUUACAGUGAUAAGGAGAGAACUUCCAAAAGAAAAAAAAAAAAGUGUCAGGUUAUUCACUGAAAACAAAGAAAAACUUGGUUAUUUUGUUGGUUAUCAUGUAGAAAGCGGUUGGGAGUUGAUUUGUAAAGCGGAGCUGUGAGCAGCUGGAGGACUGAAGUGGUUUGAUGAUGUGAUGGGAAGAUGAAUGCCAUUAAUCCACAUUGUGGGAUAUCCUGACAAAUAUGUAAUGGAUUUGCUAGUUAGAUUGUAAAAGAGAAACUAAGAAAAGAAAGAAAGAAAGAAAUCUUCCAUUUA